AUGGAUUUACAAGAAUCAGCAGUGUCUUUGGUGCGGCAUUUGGGGGAGAAAGUUGAAGAUCCCCGUGGUUUUGGGUUCAUGAGCCCUGCCAUCUAUGAUACCGCAUGGGUUUCUAUGAUUAGCAAGACGAUCGAUGAUCAAAAACUAUGGCUCUUUCCGGAAUGUUUCGAGUACAUUCUUUCUCACCAGCUCGAAGACGGUGGUUGGGCGAUGUAUGCGUCUGAAAUUGACGCCAUCCUAAACACCUCAGCCUCAUUAUUAUCAUUGAAGAGACAUCUCUCAAAUCCCUAUCAAAUUACAUCUUUGACCGAAGAGGACCUAUCAACUCGCAUUGGCAAAGCCCAAGAUGCCUUACAAAGACUUUUAAAUGAGUGGAAUGUUGACACUACACUUCACGUGGGGUUCGAGAUCCUGGUUCCGGCAUUAAUCAGGUACCUAGAAGAAGAAGGCAUCGCUUUUGAAUUUCCCGGAAGACAGCGUCUGCUUGAUAUCGAGAAACAAAAGUUAUCAAAGUUCAAAGCGCAAUAUCUCUACCUUCCAAUCAAAGUGACAGCUUUGCACUCUCUCGAAGCGUUCGUAGGAGCUAUUGAGUUUGAUAAAGUUGGUCACCACAAAGUCAACGGUUCUUUCAUGGCAUCUCCGUCAUCCACAGCCGCAUACAUGAUGCAUGCAACGCAAUGGGAUAUCGAGUGUGAGGAUUACCUCCGCCACGUUAUUUAUCAUGCAUCUGGAAAAGGAUCCGGAGGCGUCCCUAGCGCCUUUCCUUCCACGAUCUUCGAAAGUGUUUGGCCUCUAUCAACUCUGCUCAAGGUGGGAUAUGAUCUUAGUUCUGCACCUUUUAUCGAAAAGAUUAGAUCAUACCUACAUGAUGCAUAUGUUGCCGAAAAAGGAAUUCUCGGCUUUACUCCUUUUGUCGGCGCCGAUGCAGAUGAUACCGCUACCACAAUCUUGGUGCUAAAUCUUUUGAAUCAACCAGUCACGGUCGACGGGAUGUUGAAGGAAUUUGAAGAAGAACACCACUUCAAGACCUACUCUCAGGAGCGCAACCCCAGUUUCUCGGCUAAUUGCAAUGUCCUUCUUGCCUUGCUAUAUAGUCAAGAGCCAUCGCUUUAUAACGCCCAAAUCGAAAAGGCUGUAAGAUUUCUAUACAAGCAAUUCACAGAUUCGGAAUUGGAUGUUCAAGAUAAAUGGAAUCUAUCACCAUACUAUUCUUGGAUGUUGAUGACACAAGCUGUCACGCGUUUGGCCACACUUCAAAAGACAUUCAAAAUAUCAACAUUGAGUGAUGGUUCCAUGAGCAGAGACUUAAUUAGUCUACUACUCAGAAUAGCUUCCACUGUUGUUAAAGACCAAAAACCAGGAGGCUCUUGGGGAACACGGGCUUCGAAAGAAGAGACUGCCUACGCAGUGUUGAUUCUCACUUAUGCCUUCUACCUGGAUGAAGUGACAGAGUCAUUGCGAAAUGAUAUCAAGACCGCCAUUGAGAAGGGCUGCUCAUUCCUCGCGGAACAAAGUACGCGGUCUGAUUCAGAAUGGCUUUGGGUCGAGAAAGUCACAUACAAAUCAGAAGUUCUUUCACAGGCAUACAUUUUGGCUGCUCUGAAACGGGCAGCUGACCUUCUGGCGGAGAAAGCAGAAGCCCUCCGGGCCACCAAUGAUAUUUCCACAAAUCCAAUCGAGCAAGCUAAUGGAAUAACUGGCAAGGCGGAAGUCAACAAUACCAAUGGUACCAAUGGUACCAAUGGUAACCACGAGACAAAUGGUAUCAAUGGCACGCAUGUAAAUGAACAAAAGAAUGGUGUGAACGGCACAAACGGUCAUUCAUACUCACCUCAAGAUACAAAUGACAAGGUAAAAGAACCAACUGCAGUUACUGCAACAAAUGUCCACCAGGCCAAUGGUACAAAUCACGAAGGUUCCCUAUCGAAUGGGAUUUCUAAGGGGGAUUCUAUGUCCAUUCACAGAGAUCACUCAGACAGUUACUAUCAGCGCAGUGAUUGGACAGCGGAUGAAGAACAAAUUCUUCUCGGUCCAUUUGACUACCUGGAAAGCCUGCCAGGCAAGAACAUGCGUUCACGACUCAUUCAAUCAUUCAACACUUGGCUCAAAGUUCCAACAGAGAGCUUGAAUGUUAUAAUCAAGGUGAUUUCGAUGUUGCACACAGCCUCGCUCUUGAUCGAUGAUAUACAGGAUCAAUCCAUACUCCGCCGCGGGCAGCCUGUAGCACACAGCAUCUUUGGCACAGCGCAAGCAAUGAACUCGGGAAACUAUGUAUAUUUCCUAGCUCUUAGGGAGGUUCAGAAGUUACAAAACCCGAAAGCUAUUAGCAUCUAUGUUGAUUCUUUGAUUGAUCUUCACCGUGGUCAAGGCAUGGAGCUUUUCUGGCGUGAUUCGCUCAUGUGCCCCACCGAAGAGCAGUAUCUGGACAUGGUCGCAAACAAAACCGGAGGUCUAUUUUGCCUUGCUAUCCAAUUGAUGCAAGCCGAGGCCACUGUGCAAGUCGACUUUAUACCACUUGUCCGAUUGCUUGGGAUUAUCUUUCAGAUUUGUGACGAUUACUUAAAUCUGAAGUCUACAGCCUAUACCGACAACAAAGGGCUGUGUGAGGAUUUGACAGAGGGCAAAUUUUCGUUUCCUAUUAUCCACAGCAUCCGAGCCAACCCAGGCAACCGACAGCUGAUUAACAUAUUGAAGCAAAAGCCACGUGAAGAUGACAUUAAACGAUAUGCUCUUUCAUAUUUGGAAAGCACAAACUCAUUUGACUAUACUCGUGGCGUUGUCAAGAAGUUGAAGACGGAGGCAAUCGAAACUAUUCAGGGCUUGGAGAAGCAAGGAUUAGAAGAGAACAUUGGCAUUCGAAAGAUACUCGCUCGAAUGUCCCUUGAGCUUUGA
Messenger RNA from Talaromyces amestolkiae, 2892 nucleotides. RefSeq lists its product as uncharacterized. Lineage: Eukaryota; Fungi; Ascomycota; Eurotiomycetes; Eurotiales; Trichocomaceae. Gene Ontology annotation, biological process: isoprenoid biosynthetic process. Gene Ontology annotation, molecular function: prenyltransferase activity. The transcript has 2 exons. Bases 1 to 2892 code for a protein of 963 amino acids. The record is from RefSeq and is a predicted model, not a curated record.